GAGAGAGAGAUGUCUUCCUAUUCCAGGAAAAGGCAGUGAAAUUCAGGAGCCUGAUGGGAUGCGCUGGAAAUACUCACCGGAUUCCAGGGAGAAGAAACUGGACUGAAUUCAAAAUGGUCAGAAGAACAGCGGCCCUUGAGGAGAACCAUUGCAUCAUGACCCCAGACAAAGAGCCUGUUGUCACAAACCUUUGGUUUUUUUGUAUCGUGAUCUUAAUAGUCGGAAUCAUAGUCCAGGUCUCUGGUGAAAAUGAACUUAGAGUAGACAUGUCAAAAAUAGGCCUGACGCAUGUUCCGAAAGACCUGUCACCAAGAACUGAAGUCUUAGACAUAUCUCAAAACUACAUAUCUGAGCUUCAGAUCUCUGACUUCAGCUUCUUGUCGGGGCUGAAAGUUUUGCGACUUUACCAUAAUAGAAUCCAGAGACUUGAUUUUAGUGUUUUCAAGUUCAACCGCUACCUGGAAUAUUUGGAUUUAUCUCACAAUCAGUUGCAAAAGAUAUCCUGCUACCCUGUGGUGGGUGUCAAACAUUUAGAUCUCUCAUUCAAUGACUUUGAUGCUCUGCCCAUCUGUACAGAAUUUGGCAACUUGACGCAACUGAAUUUCUUGGGAUUAAGUGCUGCAAAGUUCCAGCUAUUAGAUCUGCUACCAAUUGCUCACUUGCAUCUAAAUUACAUUCUUCUGGAUUUAGGAGGUUAUUACGUGAAAGAAAAUGAGGCAGAAAGUCUUCAAAUUCUGAACACAAAAUCACUUCAUUUUGUUUUCCACCCAGAGAGUUUAUUUUCUGUCCAAGUGAACAUAUCAGUUAAUACUUUAGGGUGCUUACAGCUGACAAAUAUUAAAUUGAAUGAUGAGAACUGUCAAGUCUUAAUUAACUUUUUAUUGGAACUCAUUAGAGGUCCAACCUUACUGAACUUUACUCUCAACCACAUGGAAACAACUUGGAAAUGCUUGGUUAGAGUUUUUCGGUUCCUUUGGCCCAAACCUGUGGAAUAUCUCAAUAUUUACAAUUUAACAAUAGUCGAAAGCAUUAAUGAAGAAGAUUUUGCUUAUUCUGAAACAGCACUGAAAGCAUUAAAAAUAGAACAUAUUAAAAACAAAGUUUUUAUCUUCUCACAGACAGCGUUGUACACAGUGUUUUCUGAGAUGAACAUUAUGAUGUUAACCAUAUCAGACACACCUUUUAUUCAUAUGCUUUGUCCUCAAGCACCAAGCACAUUUAAAUUUUUGAACUUUACCCAGAAUGUGUUCACAGAUAGUGUUUUUCAAAACUGUUCCACUUUAGUGCAAUUGGAGACACUUAUCUUGCAAAAAAAUGGAUUAAAAAACCUUUGUAAAGUAUCUCUCAUGACAAAGAAUAUGCCGUCCUUGGAAUUCCUGGAUGUUAGCUUGAAUUCUCUGGAAUCUCAUAGACUUGAGGAAAAUUGCACUUGGGUUGAAAGUAUAGUGGUAUUAAAUAUGUCUUCAAAUAUACUUACUGACUCAGUUUUCAGCUGUUUGCCUCCCAAGGUCAAGGUACUUGAUCUUCACAAUAACAGAAUCAUGAACAUCCCUAAAGAUGUCACCCAUCUGGAAGCUUUGCAAGAACUCAACGUAGCAUUCAAUUCUUUAGCUGACCUUCCCGGAUGUGGUACCUUCAGCAGCCUCUCUGUACUGAUCAUUGACCAUAAUUCUAUUUCCCACCCAUCAGCUGAUUUCUUCCAGAGCUGCCAGAAGAUGAAGUCCAUACAAGCAGGGAGCAACCCAUUCCAAUGCACAUGUGAGCUCAGAGACUUCAUCCAACAUAUAGGCCAACUACCAAGUGAAGUGGUAGAGGGCUGGCCUGAUGCUUAUAAGUGUGACUACCCAGAAAGCUAUAAGGGAACCCCACUAAAGGACUUCCAUGUGUCUCCAUUAUCCUGUAACACAGGUCUGCUGAUUGUCACCAUUGGGGUCGUGGUGCUGGUGUUAGCUGGUUCUGUGACCUUCUUCUGCCUCUACUUGGAUCUGCCCUGGUAUCUCAGGAUGGUGUGUCAGUGGGCCCAGACUCGGCACAGAACUAGGAACAUCCCCUUGGAAGAACUCCAAAGAAAUCUUCAGUUCCAUGCUUUUAUUUCAUACAGUGAACAUGAUUCUGCCUGGGUAAAAAAUGAACUAGUACCCUGCCUAGAAAAAGAAGAUAUCCGGAUCUGUCUCCAUGAAAGAAACUUUGUUCCUGGCAAGAGCAUUGUGGAAAAUAUCAUAAAUUGCAUUGAGAAGAGCUACAAGUCCAUCUUUGUUUUGUCCCCCAACUUUGUCCAGAGUGAGUGGUGCCAUUAUGAGCUGUACUUUGCCCACCACAAUCUCUUCCAUGAAGGGUCUGAUAACUUACUCCUGAUCUUACUGGAACCCAUCCCACCCAAUAGCAUUCCCAACAAGUAUCACAAGCUGAGGGCUCUCAUGACACAGCGCACUUACUUGGAAUGGCCCUUGGAGAAGAGCAAACAGGGACUUUUUUGGGCUAACAUCAGAGCUGCUUUUAAUAUGAACUUAACACUAGUCAAUGAAAACAAUGAUGUGAAAACUUAAAGUCAGGAAAUCCCAAUUAACACCAUUAUCUUGAACUCUGAUGAAUAUCAUUUCUAGCUCCUAUCUGGGGCUGCUUCCAUAUCCACCAUGUCUUUGGGGAAGAUACAAUGGAAACCUUGUUUCAACUGAGUUGGGGAAUUAGGUUUGGGGUGGGGAUAAAGGUGAUGCUCAUUUUGCCAAUUAGAGAAAUCUUAGUAUCUUCCUGUUUACUCUCCGUUUUCACAUUGAAACAGUCUUUUUUGAGUAAAUUCUCAUUCAGGGAUCUUUCUUCCCCACUCUCCUUUCCCAAAUGAAAGAGGGAAAGGAGACUUUGUGACUUCAUGUCAUCAAGAAAAGAGGUGGCCUCAGAACUGUAUGCACUGGUCCUUGGAGCCUCCUCUGAAUCCUCAUUGGACUCUGGGUGAGUUUUAUCAUCCUAAGCUUUGGGCCUAGGAAAAAUAUUAGGCCCGUUAUGAAAUAUAAGACAGUAUUUUCUCUACAUGUGAGUAAUAGUUUAUUGACUUUUUGACUCUGACACACAAACAUGUAUUUAACCAUUGGAAACUCAUGGCAUUAUAAUAUGUGUGUAUAAUAGGAAAUACGGCCUUCAGUUAUAGGCUUCUGAUGUGAAAGACUUGGGUAUACUUGCUUGCCAAAGACACUGAGAGUCAAAUUUAUGUGUCAUUUGAUAUCAAAAUUUUUUUUUGUUGUUGUGGUUGUCUUCGACUUUUGCCUAAUGCCCAAAGCUGAUGAAAGGCAAUAAAUGCUCCCAUAUUCACAGAGAGAGAGAGAGACACAGCCAGGCUGGACUUCCUAAAAGAGCAGAAAAGGACUAGUAAUUAUCAGUCCACGUUGCCAUCUCUAGAAUACUGGAUUCAAAAGGGUCAUUUAGAGAGUCAUUAAGUGGAGGCUCCAAAAUAUGGCGAGAUUGCUUUGAAUACCUUCAAAGAGCAAGUGAGAGGGGCUCCCAGAAUAUAGGAAAGUAGUCUGUCAUUCUCCUUCCAGACUGAAAGUUUGCAGAGGAACAGGAGUAUAAGAUCCAUGCAGCAGGCAAGGUGUGAUUCUUGGCUAUUUAUAGGUGCUGCAUAAGUAUUUGUUGAGUGAAUAGAUGAGUGCUUGUACUGGAGAAAAGGAGAGAGGUUGGCUUGGGCAGCACAGAAUGGUAGGACAAGAGAAGGGGUACAGUGACUGCAACCUGUCCUUCCAUCAUCAGCAUGGCAAAGGCAUUUCCUGUGGGCCAGACUGACCAUGGUAGCUGGGUUUGAGUUGUCACAAUAGGACCUCAACCAACAAGGCAGCCUAUUGUGCAGAGAUAUUGUGGCACCCAGAGGCCAAGGGGUUGGGGGGAAGAGGUGCAUUGCAGGAGUUGUGGAAGAGAUCAGCCAGAUUGUGUGCCAUUUGCAUUAAGGAACUGUGUGAUAUGGAGUCUACUCUAUAUUUGGGUCUCCAAAUAACCCACAGAUGCAUGCCAUAAAAGGGCCACCUUUUGGUUUCUGACACAACAGGAAGUAGGAGUGUGAUAGCCUAUUUGCCUAAACCAGUAGUUAACGGCAGGGACAUGCCUCUUUGUAUAAUACCCUCUUUCCUUGCAAAGCUCUAGGGACAUCCAGAAUAUAAGAAGGCGGAGAAGACCAAGGAAAAGUAAAACAAUUGGUUACAUUCCUUCCUCCCUUCACUGAACAGAAGGCCUGAGCUAGGGAUAAGGCUGAAUUUUGAAUGAGCUUUUGAGUGUGAGAUUCUGUUAACUGGAACUAGUCUGAGCCAUUUAAUCCUGAUGUAGAAGUACAAUUACAAAAAUGAGACUUGAGAAUUACUAGAAUGUAUGGGAUCUUCCCAAGAUCAGGUGUUGUGGAGGGAGAUCCAACAGAACCUGGUUGUAAGGAAGUGGAUUUCCUUCUGGAUUUCAUUCAUUCAAUAAGCCAGUUUCAUAAUGAAUGAAUCACUGUGAAGAAAUAAGCCAUAAGGAAAUUUCAGUGCUCCUCUCUGUCUACAUUAGCUCUUCCUUGCUCUUUUGGAGAACACUGUUCUCCUUCAUAGGCCCUCUCUCAAAUGGCAAAUUCUUCCACAGCCUGUGUUGCACUGUUUCCUAGACUAAAAACAACAACUAACAAAAACCACCCACAAAAAUCCACGGCACAGAUUUUAAAUGAUCAAAUAUUUUUAAGUUUAAUAAUAUGUUUCCCACAAAAUUUGUGGACAUUAAACUAUAUUAAUUGUAACCUUUUUAAAAAGAAUUAAAAUCUACAUUUUUGUGAUGUACUAACACACACACACAUUUCAGACAUAUGAAAGGUUUAUCAUAAGGGAUCUAUUUCUUUUUUAGAUAAAGGUUUUCUUUCUCCAUGAAUAUUCUACUUUCUCUGUUGAAUUCUGGUUGCCAACACCUGAUACCAACUUGAGAAAAAGGGUAUUUAAUUUCAAGAAUCUAGAGAUGUCUCAGAACCCAAAGGCAGGGAUAGAGCUGAGCUCUGAGGAAGUUUGAAAGCAGAAUGGCCAACUGCCCAAACUUUCUCUCCCUCUCUAGUGUUGGAGAUAUCUCUAGUGUCUCCCACCUGAACUAAGUUACUGUGGGGGGUUAGGUAAGAGGGUAGAGGAGUGGGAAUGGGAUUGCCUUUCCUGUAACCAUUACUGAGAAGGAGUGCGUAUUGUUCUUCAGGGCUGCCAUAACAGAAUACUGUAGACUGGGUGGUUUAAACAACAGAAAUUUAUUUCCUGACAGUUCUAGAGACUAAAGUCUAAAAUAAAUUUCUGUGCCAGAAGGGUUGGUUUCUGGUGAAGCUUCCUGGUUUACAGAAGGUCACCUUCUUUGUGUGCUCACAGGGUCUCUUCUCUGUGUGCACAUCCCUGGUGUCCCUUCCUCUUCUUACAAGGACACUAUUCAUACUGGAUUAAGUUCCCAUUGAAUGACCUCAUUUAACCUUAAUCACCUCUUUAUUAUGUCUCCAAAUACAGUCACAUUUUAAGGUAGUGGGAGUUAGGGCUUUGACAUAGGAAUUUGGCGUGGGGCAUAAUACAGUCCAUAACAUGGUUAUUCAGAUAAAUUUAAAAAUAUUGUGAUGGAGAUUAUUAGUCACCAUGAAUAACCAUUAUCCUCUCAUUUAAUAUUAAAUGACUCCAGUUUUAUUAGGACCCUUGACAACCCAGCUGGAGACUGCAUUUCCCAGCAUUCCUUGUGGCUCCAUGUGGACAUGUGACUGAACUCUUAGCACUGGGAUGGAACUGGAACCUGUGUGCCUCUCUGUGCUAUGUCUCUAAGAAAGAUGAGCGUGGAUUCCUUUGUCAGUUCCACUGACAAAGGAAAGAUGAGUGUAGAAUUGGAUAAGCCAUCUAGAACUAGAGGUGAAAGUCACAUGUAGAUGUGCUCUUCAUUCUACCCACUUGUGCUGCCCAAGACAGCCUCGCCGCAGGUCUGGACUGCUCAGCUCUGUUGUGUGACAGAGAAGUAAACCUCCAUCUGUUGAAGCCACUUUGGAUUCCUCUGAUACAGCCUCUUAGAACAUAUACGGCCAUCUGCAGCACAGAGCCAUGGUACAGCUUUCUCUGAUUUCCUUCCUGUGUGGACCUAUUAUGAGAGAACAGUGUGCAAGUUCUACUCUGCAACCUGGAGCAAAGCAUCCAUCAAUGUGAGGCACCUGGAUCAGCCUGUGCUACUGCAAAG
Molecule: messenger RNA, 6183 nt
Organism: Marmota monax (woodchuck)
Lineage: Eukaryota; Metazoa; Chordata; Mammalia; Rodentia; Sciuridae
Gene: Tlr6
Product: toll like receptor 6
Exons: 2
Coding region: 54-2546 (830 amino acids)
Biological process (GO): immune response; inflammatory response; cellular response to diacyl bacterial lipopeptide
Cellular component (GO): Toll-like receptor 2-Toll-like receptor 6 protein complex; membrane
Molecular function (GO): transmembrane signaling receptor activity; lipopeptide binding; Toll-like receptor 2 binding
Source: RefSeq, a predicted model, not a curated record